This is a messenger RNA of Chanos chanos (milkfish), 1065 nucleotides long. RefSeq names its product TGFB-induced factor homeobox 1 (gene tgif1). Gene Ontology annotation, molecular function: DNA binding. The transcript is spliced from 3 exons. Gene Ontology annotation, biological process: regulation of DNA-templated transcription. NCBI's taxonomy places the organism in Eukaryota, Metazoa, Chordata, Actinopteri, Gonorynchiformes, Chanidae. Bases 159 to 1040 code for a protein of 293 amino acids. The record is from RefSeq and is a predicted model, not a curated record.
UUUCCUCUCUACAAAAAACACACCAUUAAACGUUCCUUUUUAACAUUUUGGAAUAAACACUUGGUGAUUUGUUUAAAAGGAGCAGCCACUGUGGAAUAAAUUCGACAGAAAGCUUCGCUCUUCUUGUUGGCAACGUGAAAAAGGGGAUUUUGACGGACAUGAAGACUAAAAAGGGUAUGCUGGCAGUGUCGGGGAGUGAGACAGAGGACGAAGACAGUCUGGACAUGCCUCUGGACCUGUCAUCGAGCGGAGGAGUGGCAGGAAAGAGGAAAAGGAGAGGGAACCUACCCAAAGAGUCAGUGCAGAUCCUCAGAGACUGGCUUUACGAACACCGUUACAAUGCUUACCCAUCAGAACAGGAGAAAGCCCUGCUGUCCAAACAGACCCAGCUCUCCACACUACAGGUGUGCAAUUGGUUCAUAAACGCGAGGAGACGGCUUCUCCCUCAGAUGCUACGGAAAGACGGCAAAGACCCCAAUCAGUUCACCAUCUCCCGUCGCGGCAGCAAGGGUGCGGAGAGCCUUAGCGACAGCUCUCAGUCGCCCAAGCACGGAACGGUCGUCCCGGCAACGGAGGGCUACGAACGCACCGCGUCCCACCACACACCCGCCUACGAGCCCAGUUCCCCCAGCGCCGUCCCCAACACGAGCCCCCUCUCCAGCAAGGCCCAGUCCCCCAAAACACCCUCGUCUCCCGGACCCGUCCUGCCCCGGCCCUCCGUCAUCUGCCACACCACCGUCACCGCGGCGACGCAGGGCGUCGUCACGGCCACGCAGACCAAUCGGGCGCCUUGCUCUCAGACGGUGGUGGAAGGCGUGACGGAGCUGUCCGUCACGGAGGCGGGGGCUCUGUUUGGGUGCCGCGGAGGCGUGGCAGGGGCCACGGAGGGCAACGUCAGCCCUCAAAGCGGCCUGUUUAACACCCCUCCCCCGACCCCGCCCGAUCUGACGCAGGACUUCAGCGGCUUUCAGCUCCUGGUGGACGUGGCUCUGAAGAGAGCGGCCGAGAUGGAGCUUCAAGCCAAACAGCUCCUGGCCUGAAGAGGGUAAAAAAAAAACCAACAAC